This is a messenger RNA of Aquila chrysaetos chrysaetos, 11043 nucleotides long. RefSeq names its product ceramide synthase 3 (gene CERS3). Gene Ontology annotation, biological process: ceramide biosynthetic process. Bases 6322 to 7467 code for a protein of 381 amino acids. Gene Ontology annotation, molecular function: DNA binding; sphingosine N-acyltransferase activity. Gene Ontology annotation, cellular component: membrane. The transcript is spliced from 11 exons. NCBI's taxonomy places the organism in Eukaryota, Metazoa, Chordata, Aves, Accipitriformes, Accipitridae. The record is from RefSeq and is a predicted model, not a curated record.
GUGCUUAACUGACGUCUAGGAUGUACUUUUUUUAGCUUUUACUGUUUGCCUGAUUUAAUCAGCAGUAUUAACAUUUCACUGAAAAUUGAAUUUAGUUUUUCUCAGUAUUUUAUGGUAUAUUCCUUUAAUUAAAAGGAAAGGUAUAUAUGAGACUGAUGCAUAUAUUGCUUAUUUAUAGAACAUUUUAGUGGAGCAUUAUAUCUAAAAUCAAGCUUAGGUAAUGCAGAAGUGAAAUUCCAACAGAAUUCCUUGCAUCCAUUAUGUAUUUUAUGUAAGUAUAGAAUAAAUACUUAAUAAAUUUGUUAAAUCAGAAACAGAUAAGUAGAAAUAAGUGUCUGCAGUGCAGUGAGAUAGAUAGUGAAUUUAAAUUCUUAUUAGAGAAAGUUAGUUCAGAACAGGAUCCAAACCAGUGUGUGCACUUAGCAGGCAGCCACCUAAUGUUGGUACACUUAAGGUGCAGCUUGUAAUGAUCUUACAAGUGUUAGGCAAUGGGAAAGUACUGAUGACAGGGACUACUGUAGAAAUCUCAGACCUCAUCAGAACUGUAAGACACAGUUUUCCUGUUAGGAUCAUCUCUUGAAGGUAAGUGCUCUAUUCUGAUUGAGAGCCAAGUAAGUUCUAUCUUCCUUUUAAGUAGCUACUUAGUGUUAAAAUACAUACUGAGUUAAGACAAACAGUCUCUGGAGCAGGUGACUGACCACAAAUCUCUGUGACUGUCUUCUAGAUCAGUCUUGAGCUCUGAGCUGGUCAAUCGACACUAUUGGGAGGGGAAGAAACCUAGGUGAAGCUUAUGGGAUAAUUUAGCUGGAAAUUACAGUGCUCUCCAGAGACACUUGCAUGGUAUGAAUUCUCAGACAGGAAGGUUUGAACCUCAGUCUUAUUCUUUCAGGAUGACAGCUGUAAUCACUUGACAGUUAUAUAGGAAAGAGUGAUCCCCUUCACUGGCAUGUAGGAGAUCUGAAUAGUCUCUGUGUUUGUUGUGCUUCGGUUUCUUCCUGAGAACUUUUGUGUGUAGGAGUGGGUGAGAAUGUCAAUGAAUGGAAACUUUUCCAUUCAUGCUUAUAGUUAUUUUAGUUAAAAACUAACCUCUGAGUUGUCCAGGGCAGAAUAGUGCUGAUUUCUCUUUACUGUUUGAAUUUGGUUAUGCUCUAGAUGCUGAGUUGCUCAUUUCUGUCAGGACUGAAAUGUCUCUGGGCAUGUUCAAAGAUGCAACUCUAGACAACUUGGGAACUUUUCAGUUCAAAGGAAGUGCCUUCGGCAAGGCAGUUGAGCAAGAGUUUCUCAAUAUCGCAAUUUUAAAGUUAGGUAGGUACUUAAAUUUCAGUGAAACCCUUUCCACUAUCCUCACUCUUAAUCUACCCUUUGCUGACUAGUUUAUUUUAACUGAGUAACUUCAUUGUUUUCACUGAACGUAGUAUUGUUCAGCAUUUCUCGGUCUAUACUUUGCUAGUUGGAAGUAUCUAAAUUACAACAGUACUUCUCAGACAGUGAUAAGAUAAGCAGGGUGGGAAAGGUAGAAUGGAGAGAUAAUUUCAGUUUUGUUAAGUGCUAGUCUUCUUGUUUGACAGUGAUUACAACAACUGUAAAAACUUUUUUGAAGUAAAAGUUCAGACAUCUCAGAACAGUGUGUAGCAUUUAGCAAGAAGUGUAGGAGCCAUGACUUUUGAUUUUUGAAUACAGCAAAUCCAAUUGCAAUCCAACUGUAUUUAAUUCUUACAGGCACGAAGUUGAUUGUGUGCCCAGUUGGUUAUUAGUAGUGAUCAUUCCCACAUGUUUCACUUCUCAGAAAGCCAUUGUUUUAAUUCUCAGAACGUUUUAGUGGUAAAAAUGGGUAAAUGUGGUUUGUGUCUGGCAACUAGAUACCUUAAUGUGUUGAUAUUUUACCAUUUAUGAACUGUAGGACCUGAGACAGUAAAACUGAUGUGAGUCAACUUUUUUUUUUAUUGCACGCAAAAUGAGUGUGAGGAGUGAAGGUAGCUAGUGGUUCUAUGGCUAUAUUCAAAAAGUCUAGCACAAAGAAAACACCUUGCAAACGAACAUGUAUUUUAAUCCAUUGCUGAGUAUAUAAGUUGGGGUUGUUGGGGUUGGUUUGUUUUGGGGUUGUUGGUUUUGGUUUUUUUCUUCAGUUUUUACUAUCUAAAAUUUUUAGGCAGAGCUGUUAUUUCAUUUGCUAGAGCAAAUUAGCUCAGCUGCAGACCCUAUUACCAAUGUUAAAUUAGAACUUAGGAAGUAGAUCAGUUAUUAUUAAGAAGUUGAUGUGUCUCACCUUUUGGAUAUUGAUAUCUAACAACUUUUCUUGUAUUAUUUCAAAGCAAGACACAGAACAAACCAGGUGACCUGUCUGGAGAAUAGUUUUCUGUCAGAGGACUUACCCUGAAAUGUCCACAGUCUCCAUUUAUGUCUGUGCAGUUGUUUUGAGGAGUUUUACCUUCAACAUCAAUAGAAUAAAUUAUGCUUUAAUGAGGUAAGCAGUUAGCACUAGAAGUUGCUUACAGGAUGUGCUUUUUAAAAAGAAUAGUUUUGAACUUUAAUAUUUGUAGAGCUUGAUUGCAAUUACAGCUGAAUCCAGGUGGUUCCAUGCUUGUGGUUCUUCAAACUGGAUUUCCUCCAAUAUUUUUAUGACUGCUUUCCAUUCUAGUUUUAAGACUUGUAAUACAAGUUUUAAUCCUGUAAUACAAGAAUAAAAGUCAACCCUGAGAAUUUCUAUACUUAUGAUACUGUUGUAAAGCUGGGAAUAAGGAGCCUUGGUUGUUCCCUGGUUUAUCACUGCAGGAUAAGCAUUGUUUGUACUUUUUCCAAAGUCAGUCUGAGAUGGUGUCUGAUGUCAGUAUCAAGUAUUUAUCACAGUGUUUCAGUGUCAGUAGGAGUGAAAAUACUGUGGUCAUUACAGUUUUACUUCUGUGUAUUUUCCCUUAAAGAGUUGUCCAAAUGAAUUUGUAAAAUCUUGUUGUAUUUUGUACAACUCUUAUAGGCUACCUGGUUCACUCUGAAAUCCUGUUAGAAGCCAAUUGUAUGUGUCAGAAUGGAUGAUAGGCAGUCUAUUGGUUGUUAGGUCAACAGCAGGCAUGGACAUGGACUUGGUUGAGAAAUAUCUCAGGUAUUUAAGCUUUUCCAAGUCAUUGUCUUUUUAAAUGAGUUUACUGCUGAUAACUGUCAGAGACACUCUUUAAUAAUACUUGUCUUUAAUAGACAAGCUGGCUUGGUUUUCGUACAGCAAGGAAGGAAGGAAUACAACAAUAUAUUUUGUGGUAAAAAGCUUGCAUGGAGAAUUGCAAUAUCCUUAAGUUAUUUCUGGUUCCUACUUACCUCUGCUGCAAAACAUGAGUUUUGUCAGUCAGCAGUGUCUUUUCAGGGGGAAGAUUUGAAAAAAAUGUGAAAUGCUUGAAAAAUUAGCACACUCAACCUCAAAAGUAAAUGCACUGCUGAAUAUUGGCUUCAUUAAAAGGUUGUAGGGGAGUUUUGUACGUACAUAUCCUGAAACUAUGUUAGGAGUUCUAGCUGCUAAUCAUAGUUGUCCAAGAAUCUGCCUCAUUUCAUUUUCUAAAGGAGUGCUGCUUCACCUAAGCUAAAAAUACUGACCAGUAUGAUGCCAGUGUUUUCUGUAAUUUUCAAUUAUGAGCUGCUGCAGAGGGGGGAAUUGCUGGGUGUGAAGCAUCAAAGGGAUUGCCUUUCAGUUUCACCAAGCAAAUGCUCAUAUUUUGCACUUGUGUUCUCUGUGGAUGGAUAAAGAUUGAUACUCUAAUAGUCUUCUAGUAAUGUAAUCAAACAACACUUGCAGCGUUGUCUUAUGUGCAAGUGUUACAAAUUGUUGAGGUUUAUUUUCAUAGAGUUGUUAAACCAGUGCUUCCAGCUCCAAGGAUCAACAAGGCAUCUUUUUAAUCCUAUGUUAUUUGGACUGUUGGAAACGAAUUAAAAAACUCUCUGAAAGAAUUGGUUGGACUAAUUGUUAAAUCUCUAGUGUUGCAGCCAGAAGAUUUUGUGUAUUAGUCUCCUGCAUCUUAAGAUGGUAAUAGCACACCGGGAGUAUUAUUUGAGUGAAUUAGCAGUGCUGUGUUUGGAGUGGAAAGGGCGAACUAUAGAAGUCAAUCCUUAGAUGCAGUUGUUCUUGCUAAGGUGUUGUGAGUAGCACUCACGUUUUAACACACUGCUCCCUAUAAAUGCGAGCGACCGGUUACUCUUCUUGCUAAAUUUACCUUUUCAAACAUAUUAGAACAUACAUAGUGAAAGUACCUUAUAUAGAUAUGUAGUUAUACUUGAAUUGCUCUAGUGAUUCUGGUUAUUAGAAAGGUGAAUUUGACAAGUAUGGACAGGUUGAUGCUAAAUCAAGGGGGGGAAAAAAAAUCUCACCAAGGAUAAUUUAAAGACUAAAGAAACUAGGAUUUUGCAUAAAGAAUGCUGACCAAACUAUAACCAGAUGAAUUCUUCAUUAAAUCACACAUACACCUCUGUGCUGUGCCUCUGGAUAUGAGAGUGUUCUUAAUUGCUGUCCUGGAAGCUUAUUGAUACACUGUGUAUUCAGUAUUUAAAUGAAAUACAGCCACGAGUUUGUAACAGCUUGAAAGAGAGAUCAUAACUGUGGUAUUUAUAUCCCUCAAUUGUUAAGUGUGUGAGAGAAAUUGGUUAGAAAGCAGUCCCCAGGGAACGUCAAUGUCUUUUCCUGGAGCCUUUUUCCUAAGGCAUAUUUGAAGCCUAUCAAUAAUCCUGUUCUCUGCAUUUUAGUGAAGUGAUGGUGGCUUGGGUCAGCAGUAGAGUGUGUUAGUGUUCCUUCACUUCCCUCCACUGUCUUUAUCUUUCCAGUAUUACCACCGACAUCCUCUUUUUAUCCAAUUGUCAUCUUCCUUCUUGUUAUUAAGGGCCAGAUUCUCAAUGUAUUGAGUUUUCCAAUUCUAAUUAAAAUUCACAGGAACCAAGUUCUGAAACAAUAAUUUAAAAAGAUUUAAGCAUUUUGAAGAUUUCAGCCUAUGUGUUCAAAUUGUGUGUAUUCCUGAUUUAGUCCUGCAGAGGUAUUCAUGUAUGAUAACUAUUUAUUACCUUAAUGCUUGCUCUGUUCAAAAUCAGGUAUCUAGUCUUCAGUUAUGACAGAUGGCAUUAUUAAUUAAAAAUGAAUCUCUCCUUACUUAAAAACCCUGUAUGGAUUAUCAAUCAGGUCAUACUUCGAAGACCAAGAAAGGUCCUGAGAAGAAAGCUUUUUGAGACAUUUUAAGUGGACUUCUUCAUCCCUUUUAUGUAGGGGAAGGCUGGUAUAUUAGGAGAAGAUAUGAAUUCAUGUGAAGAAGAGGAGCUUAGCUUUUAAACUACAGAUUGCAAGAUUAUGAGUUACGAUAUUGAUGCCCUUGAACAUGUGACUUGGAAUGAUUAAUUUUCAGAUAUUUAUUGAUUCUUGAGGAGCAGAAAGUAUAGGAAUAUCAAGGGUUUUUUUUAUCUUGAUCUUGAAGGAAUGCCAGAUAGCAAGCAGAUGGGUUUCACUGGUGGUGAAAAGAGAAUUGAGUCCAAAUUAUUAUUACUUGAUCAAAUUGAUCAAAUUUAUUCCUACUUUUUCUCUGUGUAUGGAUGUGACUGAGAUCUGAUUACCUGUCUGCCAUUGAGAAGAUAAUCAGUUAGCAAAAAUUACUAGGUACUAAUAGGCAAUAUGUUUAGAACAUUUAUCUGUUGGUUCCCCAGACAAAUUUUAACUUUUUUUGUAUAAAGGAAAAUAAAAGAAUCCCUUUUGGUUUGGGAUUUGUUGGUAUUUUUUUCUCUUCUUCCCCCUGCAGGUGACAUCAUACACAACAGCUCUGAUUCUAGAAGUUUUAAGAUUUAAUACAGUCUCAAAGAUUUGCCAAGAGUGUUUUCUCUACUGAGAAAGUUAACUAAUACUAUAAUCUUUCUUAUGUAACUGCUUAGAAGCUCAGGUGAAAGCUCACAUCCACUGUGUGGAUUCACUGUAAUUUAAUAUAUGUGUUUAACUGGCUGGAAAACAGAAAGAAGUUAAUUUUGUGAUUUUUUUUUUUCUUGAUUUGUUCUAAUAUUGUUUUUACUGAAAACUUAUACAUAAUUUCCAGUGAUAUGUGAAAUAAUUAUUUGGGUCAAAUAUGUGCCUCCAUUAUCUGGUUAUAUUUAAUUGUUGUAUGAUGGGGUAGGUGUUAUGCUGUAAGUAAGGAGUAGUAACACCUAGGGUGGUGGGUUUUUUUUCCUCAGUGAGCCAUACAGACUAAGGUGGUGGUGGCUUUUUUUUGUUUGUUUUUCUUUUUUGCAGGAUUCAAAUUUAAGAUACCUGAAGGAUAAGUACUGUGAAAGUGCAGCAAUAAUUGAAAGGUCAGCGGGCAGCUUUGAUCAAGAGGCAUGGCGCACAUAUUAAAGACGCUCAACAGCUGGUUCUGGUGGGAGAAUAUCUGGAUGCCUGUCAAUGUCACAUGGGCACAUUUUGUAGACCGUGAUGGACUGGUCUUUCCAAAACCACAUCAAUUAUAUGCCACAAUACCAUAUGCUUUUAUAUUGCUGAUUAUCCGAUUCUUCAGUGAAAGAUAUGUUGCUAUACCUCUAGCAAAAGCCUUAGGUAUAAAGAAUGUAAGACGUGUGAAGCCACAGCCUAAUCCUGUUUUAGAGAGUUAUUUCCGGGAGUGCUCAAAACAUCCAUCCCAAUCAGAGAUUCAAGGCCUUGCCAAAAAGUGCAACUGUACUGUCCGUUUGGUGGAAAAGUGGUUUAGGAGACGGCGAAACCUUGAGAUCCCAACAGUGCUUCGGAAAUUCCAGGAAGCUUUCUGGCGAUUUUCAUUCUAUCUUACAUCCUCCAUUGCUGGAUUUAUAUUUCUGUAUGAUAAACCUUGGUUUUAUGACAUAUGGCAGUCGUGGGUUGGCUAUCCAUUUCAGACUCUGCUGCCAUCCCAAUAUUGGUACUACAUGGCUGAGAUUAGUUUUUACUGGUCUCUCUUAUUUACACUUGGGAUUGACAACAAAAGGAAGGAUUUUCUGGCUCAUGUCGUUCAUCACUUGGCAGCCAUUGGGUUGAUGAGCGGCUCUUGGUGUGGCAAUUACGUGCGUCUUGGAACACUGGUGAUGUUUGUGCAUGAUACUGCAGAUUUCUGGCUCGAGGCAGCCAAAAUGUUUAAUUAUGCUCGCUGGGAGAAAACCUGCAAUAUGCUCUUUAUCAUCUUUUCUAUCGCAUUCUUCAUCACAAGAAUCAUCCUGUUCCCCUUCUGGAUACUUCGUGCCACAUUGUAUCAGCCUACGUACUACUCCACGACUCCUGUCAUAGCAUACUUUUUAUUCAAUGGACAGCUAUUGAUUCUUCAAGGCUUGCAUUUAUAUUGGGGUUACUUAAUUUUCAAGAUUUUGAGAAGGUUCAUUUUCUUAAAGGACUUGAAAGAUGACAGGAGCGAUGAAGAGGAGGAAGAUUCUGUUACAGAUAAUGAAGAGGAACCUGCAAAGAAUGGCAACAAGAAUGGCUGUGGGUCAAGCAAACAUCUCCUAAACAGCAGUCACCACUAGCCCCCUCCUGCCUCACCUCCUGCAGGGAUUUCCGCUGUUUUUAACCCAACCUACAGGAUAGAAUUUAAGUCAAAAGGCUUAUGAGAGACUGUGAUUGAUUUAUUGUUGGCUACUGGACCUGGAAAAAAGCCCAGUUUAGAGGGGAGAGGGAAAAAUUGCAUAACAUGACAAAAUGUGUUAAUGACCCACUUUCUGAAUCAUUGCUAAGUGUUUGGAAAGAUGUUUGGAUGCACUGACUGACUGUGUUCAAUAAGGUCAAAGCUCAAGAGCAUCAGAUCAUUUAGUGUCCCAUUGAUUCUAACAUUGUUUUUCAAUCUGAUAUAAGAUAUAUUUCACCGAGCAGUUUAAUUCACAGAUGUUUUGUGGUAGGUAGAAUGUGAACUCCAUCAGGAACCAAAAUUACUCAGUGUGGGAAAAAUUUGACAGUGGUGUAGAGUGACUAGCAUUUUAGUCUUUACUUUUCAGUUUAAAACCUCAUCGAAAUGGCUAUUUUUUGUGAGUUAGAUUUCAUUUCCUGGAGGCCAGUGGAAGCUAACAUGGAAGAAUUCAAAUUACUUGCCUGUGAAGAGCUGGCUUUGCUGCAGAAAUACAGUCUUUCUCCAAAAUAUGCUGUAUGAUAGAUAGCUCAAAUAUUGUGUUCUAAGGUUUACCUGUCAAGGAAGUCACUGUAAAAACUCAGCCCCGAUACUCCAUUGAGCUCCAGGUUUCACAGAUGUCUUUCAUCUCAGUCAUUUUGGCCCAGUGUUAAAAGAGAAGUUGCAGUGGGGAGGGAAGAUAGUGAAUGAAAAUUGGGUCUUCUCACAGGUUCUGUUGCAGUUCUUAUUUGUCUUCAAAACUGCUGAACAGUCCCUGCUCCUGACACAUCUACAGCCCAGAAGAUUAAAAAUAAAUCUCAUCCAUUCCCUUCUUGUGAGCUUGUCUCACACAGCAGCAUUGGAUGACUGUCUUCUCAGGAGUGAGUCUGCUAAAUUCUGGUUUGUGGUUCCUGUGUGUUCACUGCAUGUAUCUGGGCACUGGGGGAGCACGGGGCUAGCAAGGAAUGUCACAUUGUCAGCAUGGUAUAUUCACUGGAUAUCAGGACCUGUAUUUCCAUCUCUGCUCUUUUUGAAAAUUGGGAAUCACAUCGGCUAGAGCCAAACUUGGGUGUAUGUAUGUGACUUAGGCCACAUACGUUGUUUAUGCUGUAAGAAGUGGAGAAACAGUGGAUGUUUUAUCAGCUCCUCUUACCAAAAGUGCCUCUAUCCUAAGUUUGCACUUUUGUUCUAACACUAGUGCAGUGUGCAGCAGCGCUUUUAGUCCCGGGGCUUUCCAAGGAGAGCCUGGGACUUUUAAACAGGGUGGUACCAGUCUCAUUUCCAGAUGCAUUAGCUCACAAGGUUGUAAAUGAUUUGUGUCAUAAGUUUCAGAGGUGAGAGGCUCUCCAUGUGAUUCUACAGUAGCUGAGAUCAUCUGGUGAACUAAAUCCAGUAGCUUGAUAGAGACCAGGGGGACCACUGCUAAAACAGCCUCAGUGCAGAGCUUUUGGUUCGGAAGGGCUCUUUUCCCCUUAAGGCUGCUCAGGCAGGAACUUGGUGACCUACGGGAAGCACUAUGUGACUGGCUUGUUUUCUCAAGGUUUCCGUGGCAAAGGGGGAUGUAAUUCAGUGACUGAAGUAUUUGAAAGAAUGGGAAAUGUUUGGGAUCUCAGAUAUGAAGAAAGAAGUGUUUUCUGUGCAGUUACAAGAAACUGUAAGAGUACUUUGUUACAGAGGCUGGUAGUAUGAAAAUUUCUAUAUAUGGUCUGUUGAACUAGGCUGUAUUUAAUUUUUUACUUAUAUUUUGGACCAUGUAAUACCCCAAAUGUUUACGGUUUUACCACAAAGAGAAUUACACUAAGAAAGGAGUAUGGCCUACAGCUUCUGAGAAGGAUGAGAAACGUACAGUGGCAGGAUAGGACUCCUGAACCUGUGGUUGUAGUUCAGUAGUGCUGCUCGGGCUGAGCAGGCAGAAUUCCCUCGGUAGUUGUUGUAUAGCAGUGUGCUUCCUUACGUAGCUGUGGAGAAUACCUUAAAUACUGCAGCGUGGAUUUAUUGGAAGUGUAAGUACUUAUUACAUCAUCUAAAGCAACUGGUGAGUUUGGCAGAGUCACCAUUGCCUAUCAGGGCCUGUUUAUUGCCUACAUGAAAAGAACUGGCCUUUCCUACCAAAUUGUAGAAACCCAACAUCUUGGAGGCUUUAUGCUCCCUUUGAGAGCAAUGGAGAUAACGAUGCUUUCUUCAAGACAUAACAGGGGUUUGGGAGAUGGCCAGGGUAUUGUCAUUUAAUUUUGGUGCCAGAAAUCUUUCCUGCUAUGACUAGGAAAGGAAUUCAGGAAAGGAAACACGAAGAAUGAUGUUGUCACAGGAGUGAGCCUCUGAACAGCUACUGAGUUUUAAACUGGAAUUUAUAGUCCUGUUGAGGCCAAAUCUUGCCCUUCCUACUCGGACAAGUCUCCCACUGAAGCCAAUUAAAUCUUACUGGAGUUUUGCCUGGGAAAAAUUUUGGAUUGCAGUUAUCCAAUCUAAUUACAAGACCUGUUGUUUCAAAUUGAUGUGAAACUAGGGUCUUAAAGGAAGAGUAAAAGGUAGAUAAAUACAUUCAAACAUAAAACGUUGAGGCAAAUUUUGGGCAAGUAGAGAAGAAUAUGGAAGAGAAUAACAUCCUGAAGAUGAAGAUUAAGUCUAAGCACAGUAAACAACCAAAUAACUACAUCACAUUACAGUUAGGGGUAUGGAAGGAAGGCAGGCCGUGGAAGGCCCUUCCAGGGCGUUACUGUCAUGGCCAACCAAAGUGAUGAGACCUAAAAAUUCUGAACAUAAACACUAGGUACUGGGGAUAAAUAUCCACAGCACAGAAAGAAGUGGGAACAGACUGUCACAGUGGGACUGGACUCAUGUUCUGUGUUAACAUUGGAUUUGUCAUUCCUGAAGUUACAUGUGUUUGAUUUUCCACUUUUUACUGAUAGAAACUCAGAAACAAGAAGCUGAGGCCAUAGGGAACACAAUCGUGCUAAAGAAAUUAAUGUCACGGUGCUUCAAGAUUUCCAGUCUAUUCAAUGCCCUUAAAGUUUUUAAACCUUAUUGUGAAAAGAGUCUCAAAAUGCAAGUGCAGAACAACUGUAGGUAAUGUAUAUGAGCACAGAUGAUAGACCCUAAUACAUUGCUUUUAUCAUUUCACAAAAUGGGUCCUGGUUUAAUGAUUUGACACUCUGUGUCUGGCUUUGCUAUGUCACUUUGAACAUGCCAAAAUAUUUAUGAUAGAAUUAUAGACUGAAAAUGAAAUCUUAGUCCAUUAGACUCAGGGGAAACUCUUCUGUUCCAUUUAAUUUCUCUGAAUUUUGUUCAGGUAUCCCUGUCCGUGUAUAUGCUGCCUCUGUUCUUGUUUACUACAUAGACUUAACAGUCUAUUCUGGAUUUGAUUUACAGAUUUCCUUUACUCCACAGAACUAAUUUUGUCAAUUUGUAUUAUUCAGUAUAAUUAUCUUUUUUUGUUCUUAAUGCCACUGAAUUUGUCUGAUCAGUUAUGCUACACACUAUAAAUAAAUAUUUUUAAAAAACA